Labeo rohita (rohu) is the source of this 2421-nucleotide messenger RNA. It is a transcript of the gene bpnt2, whose product is annotated as 3'(2'), 5'-bisphosphate nucleotidase 2. Gene Ontology annotation, cellular component: endomembrane system. Lineage: Eukaryota; Metazoa; Chordata; Actinopteri; Cypriniformes; Cyprinidae. Gene Ontology annotation, molecular function: 3'-nucleotidase activity. The coding region runs from base 354 to 1175 and encodes 273 amino acids. The transcript is spliced from 5 exons. The record is from RefSeq and is a predicted model, not a curated record.
AUGACCUGGAAGAAAAACGGAGUGUUAGUUUGGCCUUGCUUGACACAACGGUGGACGUGGAAUGCAUAGAGUAUUACUCGUUGUCACAGCCAUGGAUCUGGCACUUCGAGAAAGCAGAUAUGUGUAUUACGACUGAGGAAUAUAUUACAAACCAAUAAAGGAAGCUUUCGCUUGACCUAAUCUGGCCAGAGAAGUAAAUAAGUAACUUUUGAUUGGCUAGAACGCUUUUCUGAUCGUUUGCAUUAUUCUUGCCUUAAAAUUACCUGCAAAUGCUCGCCAAAGAGGAACACGUCUAGUUUAGCUGUUGCCCUGUUCUCAUAUUCAUCGGCUUUGAUCGCACGUCCGCCUUUGUGAUGGCUCCGAUGGGCAUCCGACUGUCUCCACUCGGCAUAGCCGUCUUCUGCUUACUGGGAGUCGGUGUGAUCUAUCACUUAUACGCGGGAGUUUUAUCCAGUAGGAUAGCGUCGUUCAGACAGAAGAGGACUGUGGAUCUGAGAGACCUGCUCGCGCUGUCUAUGGAGGCUGCGGUGCAGGGCGGACGGGAGGUGAAGAGGAUCAGGGAGGACAACACACUAGAGGAGAAAUCAAAAGGCAAAACAAAAGAAGGGGCCAGUGAAAAACUCACGCUGGGUGAUCUGAACUCCCACCGCAAGAUGUUCUACCUGAUCAAGAACACCUACCCUUAUAUACAGGUGAACUCAGAAGAACAUGCCAAUGCUGAGGGUGAGGCCACUGUGUGGACUCGCAUCAUUCCUGAAGAAAUUCUGGCAAAGAUCUCAGGGGGGAAAGAGGUUCCUGCAGAAAGGAUCACAGUGUGGAUUGAUCCACUGGAUGCCACUCAGGAAUACACAGAAAAUCUCCAGAAGUAUGUCACCACUAUGGUGUGUGUGGCUUUGGACGGGGAUCCUGUUAUAGGUGUGAUUCACAAACCCUUCACUGGGUACACAGCAUGGGGUUUUGUUGGAGAGGGAUCUAAUGUGGCACCUCGUGCUUCCUACAACACAAACUUUCCUAAGGUGAUCGUUUCACGCUCUCACUCAGGCAAGGUGAAGAGCUUCGUUCAGGUGGCUUUUGGCAACAAUACGGAAAUUAUACCAGCAGGGGGUGCAGGGUCUGCAUUUAGUUGUGCCCGACAUUGCCUUUGUCUCUCAGCUGCACUAAAUGGAGUCAUCUAAGUGUCUGAAUCAGCCUGUCUGAAAUGGAAUAAUUACAGUCAUCAUUACUCAAAGUUAAUAUAAAUGACAAUUAUAUCUACAUAUGUAUUGAAAUAUCAUUAUUUAUACUAAGUGCAACCCCAAAAGCAGUGCUACAUAGGCCUAAGUAAAAGAGGGACAAAAUGAAAAUAAAAAUUGAUGGAUGAAUAUAAAAAGCUGAAUUUACAGUGUAAUGUCUAUUUAUUAAAAAUAAUGUUUUACUAUGGCAUACUUUAAAAAAAAAACAUAUUAUAUGCAAUAAAGGUCAUAAAAAAUAACAAUGCCAUUCAUUUGUAAGGCCAUAUCACAGGACUGAUGUGACAGGGCCUGACGGUUGGCCAUUUUAAACUUUUAAACCUGACGGUUUGGGAAAAUAUAGCCGUGAAUGAAUGAAUACUACUCCUACAAAAAACAACAUGAUGCCAACAUACUGAAGAUGUUAAAUUGUGAGCGGAUUUGGGAUAUCUUGAACGGUUGAUUUAUGGUGAUUUAUUAAAAUAGCAGUAAAAAACAUGACCGUAAUUUUAAAAUGCAGCAUCCAAACACUUCAAAUUUUUUUUACAUACAUAGAACUAGUAAUUCAGAGAAAUAAAUGCUUAGUUUCAUCGAUAUAAAAUAGUCUAAAAAAAAUAGAAAAUUAAAAAACUAUUCAACAUUUGAUCUCACUCUAACUCUCUCACUCUAACUCUGUGUCGGGGGAUGGGAUUAAGUCUGUGUAUGUGUGUGUGUAAGUGUGACUGGGGGUAGUUGAGGGGCUGUGUGUGUGUGGGAGAGAGAGAGAGAGAGAGUGCAUUUAAAAUGCAUUAUCCUAACUCUUCACAACUUUUUACAUAUGAAAAACAGGUCAUUCUUAGGAGAUAUGUUUAUCAUUUUUUCAGAGACCACAGAAACAUUUAAAAUACCACACUUGUAAACUAGCAGAUGAAGACUGUAAUACCAAGGAUGAACACAAGAUGACCUCAUAGGAUAAGGAAUCUUUUUCAGCUCAUUCUUAGUGUAUCAGAAUGACUUAUAAGCACUUUGCUUUUAACGCUUUCAUUGCUGUGACCCUUCAGUCCGAACUGCUACAGGGUUACUCUCAAUGCAUGUGCCGCGGGGCACCAUUUUUCUGAUGGCACCAGGGUUGCGGAUGCGCUGGCGGCGAGGGCCCGUCCAUCGCUGCUUGCAGCUAUAUUUAGGGCCCGAGCCCUGAAAGGGCGAGAGCCCUAUUGUUUUUCGAAGGAUUCUU